UUGAUCGCAGUCAUUGAAUCAAUUUCAAUGGAGUUGGAGUAAUUUAUCCGGUCUGGAUUGCAUCAUUUUGCAGUUAUAUUUUUACCACUAAUUAAAUAAUAAUUGGGUAAAAAUAAUGUUGACCGCAACGCGAGUAUUGUCGAGAGGAUGUUCCGGAGUCAGUCGGGAUAUUUCUAGACGGCAUCGGUUUAGUACUCUUUUGAAGAAUAGAACUAGUUCCGUGCUUUCUGUUUCUCCUGAAAAAGUUUGCGAUUUACAAUGUCGUCACAAGUCAGAGGGCGUGAAGGGAGUAGUCAUCGGUAUAGAUUUAGGAACAACUUUUUCUUGUACGGCUGUGAUGGAGGGUAAACAAGCGAAAGUUAUUGAAAAUGCAGAAGGUUCAAGAACAACUCCUUCUUAUGUUGCCUUUACAAAAGAUGGAGAGCGUUUAGUUGGUAUGCCAGCGAAACGUCAAGCUGUGACAAAUUCAUCAAACACAUUUUACGCAACUAAACGACUUAUAGGCAGAAAAUUCGACGAUGCCGAAGUAAAAAAAGAAAUGAAGACGGUGUCUUAUAAAAUCGUGAAAGCAUCGAAUGGCGAUGCUUGGGUUCAAGGAUCCGAUGAAAAAAUGUAUUCCCCGAGUCAGAUUGGAGCGUUUGUGCUAAUAAAAAUGAAAGAAACUGCUGAAGCCUAUUUAAAUACACCGGCGAAAAAUGCUGUUGUAACUGUUCCUGCUUAUUUCAACGAUUCUCAGAGACAGGCAACUAAGGAUGCUGGGCAAAUUGCUGGUCUCAAUGUUCUCCGAGUAAUUAACGAACCAACAGCCGCAGCUCUCGCCUAUGGCUUGGAUAAGACCGAAGAUAAAAUAAUUGCCGUGUAUGACUUGGGCGGCGGUACUUUCGAUAUUUCGAUUUUGGAAAUACAAAAAGGAGUUUUCGAAGUCAAGUCCACUAAUGGCGAUACGUUUUUAGGCGGCGAGGAUUUCGAUAAUGCCUUGGUCAACUUUUUGGUCACUGAAUUUAAACGUGAUCAAGGUCUCGAUAUAUCAAAAGACGCGAUGGCAAUGCAACGUUUAAAGGAAGCAGCCGAGAAGGCAAAAAUUGAACUCUCAAGUUCAUUGCAAACCGACAUCAAUCUCCCCUAUUUAACAAUGGAUUCCAGUGGUCCGAAGCAUUUGAAUCUCAAGAUGUCGAGAAGUAAAUUUGAAAAUCUUGUCGGCGACCUGAUUAAACGAACAAUUCAGCCUUGUCAGAAGGCUCUUAGCGACGCCGAAGUGUCUAAAUCCGACAUUGGAGAAGUGCUUUUAGUGGGAGGAAUGACCAGGGUUCCUAAGGUGCAACAAACUGUUCAGGAAUUAUUCGGAAGGCAACCGUCACGAGCAGUGAAUCCUGAUGAGGCGGUUGCAAUUGGAGCUGCUAUUCAGGGCGGAGUUCUCGCCGGGGACGUCACUGACGUUUUACUUCUUGACGUCACGCCUCUUUCACUCGGUAUCGAGACGCUUGGAGGAGUUUUCACGAGGUUAAUUUCGAGAAAUACAACCAUUCCAACGAAGAAGAGUCAAGUAUUUUCGACAGCGGCUGACGGUCAAACUCAGGUAGAAAUUAAAGUUCAUCAAGGUGAACGAGAAAUGGCUUCUGACAAUAAACUUUUGGGACAAUUUUCUCUUGUUGGAAUUCCACCAGCACCGCGAGGUGUUCCACAAGUCGAAGUUACAUUUGACAUUGACGCCAAUGGAAUCGUUCACGUCUCGGCCAGAGAUAAGGGAACUGGAAAAGAACAACAGAUUGUCAUUCAGUCGAGUGGUGGUCUGAGUAAGGACGAAAUUGAGAAUAUGAUUAAAAAAGCAGAACAGUACUCGAGGGAGGAUAAAGUAAAGAAGGAAAGGGUUGAGGUUGUUAAUCAGGCCGAAGGAAUUAUUCACGAUACCGAGGCUAAAAUUGAAGAAUUCAAGGCACAGUUGCCACAAGAAGAUUGCAAUAAUUUGAAGGAGAAAAUUGAGAAAAUGAGAGAAAGUCUAUUGAAGAAAGAUGAAAUUGAUCCCGAGGAACUUAGAAAACAGACAAACGAACUUCAACAGGCCAGUCUCAAAUUAUUUGAAAUGGCAUAUAAAAAGAUGGCUUCUGAACGAGAAACUUCCAAUCAGAGUACUCAGCAAGAACCGGAAAAUCAAGAUGAGAAGAAGAAGGAAGAUAAAAACUAAAUUUAUUUUAUUUUUUCAACUGAGAAAAGAAAACUGUUAAAAUGACUCUUAUUUUAUUGAAUUUUUCUUUUCUAUUCUUUACGAAAAAUAUUAUUUCGUAUACUAUUUUUCUUUCUAAAUUUCUAAACAAUAAAUUAUUGUAAAUUUUGUAAUGUAUAUAUUUAAUUAAAUUGACGCGGCGUUCAAAUCAUUUUUACCAUGAAAUAUGGGUAUAAAUUAUGAGUUUGUUUCUUCAAGCCUAAAAAAGGAAAAAAAUAUGAAAAUUCCAGUGAUUAAAAGCUUUUGUAAAUUUUUAUUCUUUUAUAUAUGUAUAGAGUAUAUAUAAUAAUAAAUAUAAAAUAGUUAAUGAAUUUAAUUUCGAACUGAAAGAAUGAAUAAAAGUUGAAUGUAUGAAGUGAAAUGCAAAUUAUACACCAACCGUUGUGUAUAAAUUAAUAUUAAGAUUUAACAGAAUUUCGAAUUCUGUUUUCAAAUGUCAUUUCAAAUAAUACGCACUUUAAAUGUUUUCGUUGUUAUAUUUAAUAAACAAAGAUUCAUUAUUUA
Molecule: messenger RNA, 2725 nt
Organism: Leptopilina heterotoma
Lineage: Eukaryota; Metazoa; Arthropoda; Insecta; Hymenoptera; Figitidae
Product: heat shock 70 kDa protein cognate 5-like
Exons: 11
Coding region: 116-2182 (688 amino acids)
Biological process (GO): protein refolding; cellular response to unfolded protein
Cellular component (GO): mitochondrion; cytoplasm
Molecular function (GO): ATP binding; ATP-dependent protein folding chaperone; ATP hydrolysis activity
Source: RefSeq, a predicted model, not a curated record